UUGAAAGUGAUUUCGUAUUUCCCUGCACGUGUUCGGCGGAGUGUCUCAGCGGGCAUAGUAACCAUGACGAAAAUGGCGAUGAAUUUCGCACAUGCACCUCCGAAAAUAUUUUUUGGAGAAUAUUAAUUUUUUCGUGUAGCUAACAAAUUCGUUUGUUCUGUUUUUCAUCUUGAAAAAUCAGUUUGGCGUUGAUCAACUCAUGGACAAAAGCUGAAGGAGAAAUGAAAUCCUAAGAGCAGAUCUACAUUGGCCAACUUUUAUCUGACUGUUUCCUGCUUUCAGCCAUGCCUUCCUCCGUCCGUGCGCGGAAAGGCAAGGGCAAGAGAUGGGCCAAAGGUGGCAGUAGUAGCAGUAAUCCAGAGACGAAGAAGCACCGUGCUGCUGCUAGAACUGGCUUUCAUGCUUCAGGAAACCAGGGACAGCCCCAGUCGGCACUAACGGUGUCUGCACUUAGUCAGUUCAAUAAAGACAUCGCAGACUCUGAUGAUGAGCAGCCUAUUGAUAGCAGAUCAACUGGUGGAUUGUCGUGUGCCUCUCUCAUGUCCUGCUCUUUCGAUGGCACUGUGUUUGAGCAAGUGCAGCAAAAGUGGAAUUCGCCACACGCAAGCCACCGGGAGGCCUGUGCUGUAUUGGCUGCAAUCAGUGAGGUUGUGUCGUCAUCCAAGACAGGAGAGGUAGUCGAGACGGAGUACUUUGCCGCACUGAUGACUGCAUUGGAGAACACAGCAGAUUCCGACAGUGUGGCUGCCAUCGCUUACCUCCUCAGCCUGAUUAUUGAAAAGGUGCCAGAGAACAUCAUCAAGGCGAAGUUCUCCCUGGCAUCUCAAGUCUUCAUGUCUGCAGCUAAUCAGCACUCCGAGUCGGGAUCUUCAGCAUUUCACAGAGCAGUGGUGCGUUGUUUAGGCGUACUUCUCCGAGCACAAGAGGCCGCCGUGUGGUCAAACUCCUCUACACAGGCCGUCUUUCGGCUGCUGCUCAUCUAUUCUGCUGAUGCCCGGCCUAAGGUACGCAAGGGUGCACAGGAGUGGGUGGUCAAGAUUAUGAAGAAUGAGUUUGCCGGUACCACCCAGCCACCCUUCCACCCUGGCUGCUCGUCUCUGGCCAAAUUCUGCUCACAAGUCUUAGAAGACUCGAGAGGAACAGCUGGCUCAACACCAUCGCUUCAUGUUCUCCGUCUUCUACGAGACCUCCUUGGCCUUCUACCAAUACAGAGUGUCAAGAGUUUGUGUGAACAUAUCCUGCGUCUCAUGACAGUGGGAGAUGCGAUCAUGACAUCCCAAUCUAUGCACACCCUGCAUGGACUGUUUGCGUGCUCGCCGAAGGCUGCGACCCUUUCUGCUCAGCUGAACGGCCAGCUCAUCACGUCUCUGUAUGAGUAUCAGCCGCAUGUGAAUGAUGUGCAGCCGUGUCUGGCGUGGCUGGCCGUCAUGCAAGCCGCUCAUUCCAGUCUUGCACAGUUGGAUGCCAGACUUUGUACGAGUCACUUGCAGCGCGUUUGUGUUGCCGCAUACCAGUUCUUGCUGUCAGAAAAGAACUUGGUGCGCCAAGGUGCUGCUGAAUUCCUUGUGCUGCUUUUGCGGCAGUCUGCGUCAGUAUGUGUCCCCGUCAUGGCAUCACACCUCAGCACAGCGCCAGCUGGCACUGCAACCCAGGCGCAUCGUCUCUUCAAGUGCUUUGAAGCCGGUCUGCAGCAUCGCUACCAUGCCGCAUGGGACCUAACGUUGCAAGUUCUCGGCGUGGCCUUUGAGGUUUUGGGCAAAGAACUUCACUCAGUCAUGGCCAAGGGCAUCCGCUCACUCUGUGACCACUACGGCAUUCCAAACUUCCCGUACAAAAGGCAGCUGCAAGCCGCUGUUGCAGCAGCAGUAUCCACUAUUGGUCCUCGGAUAUUCCUGGAAGCUGUGCCGCUUGGCUUCGAGGAACAAGAAGUCAUGGUGGAAUUCCCUCGCGCCUGGUUGUUGCCUGUUUUCAAGACAGCCAUCAUGAACACUGAGCUGGAGUACUUCACCAGCUAUUUCCUGCCACUGGCAGCUAGGUUGCGUGCAACGGCAACGAAGCUGACCGAAGACAGCAAGCCCUUGGAGGCAUCUCUUUACAUUACAUUGCAGUCUCAGAUCUGGGACUUGUUGCCUGGUUUCUGCACUAAUGCCACCGAUCUGAAAACGUCUUUCCGUUCGAUCGCACGCAUUCUGGGCAAGGCUCUGCAGCAGCAGGAUGACCUGGUGCCCAAUAUCUGCACGGCGUUGAGGCAUGUUGUUGACACGGCGAGUAAGACGGAUGAGGUGAAGGCAGAGGUGGCCGAUAUGGCGAAAAACUUCAUACCAAUCCUGUUUGGCCUGGCGACUCGGGGCAUGGCAGAAAACGAAGCGGCUGCACCUCGCAAUGAGACGUACCGCCAAGCUGUGCUGGACUGUAUCCGUGCAUACUCGUCCGUAGCCCCUCCUCAGCUUCUGAAAACGUUUGGUGAUAAUAUUUGCAAGAAACUGAGCCAAGAGGAGCAGCCUGGACGGGUGAAACAAGCCCUUAUGGAUCUGGCCAUCGCAUUGGCAGCGCAUGCACCACCCAACGUCAUCUCCGUUUUCUUCCAAGUGGGAAUGCCGCACCUACAGAAUGCUCUCAGUGCAGCAAUGCAGAAGAAGGCGUUCCAGUUACUGGAGGUGAUGUGUGCCGAGUGUGGCGAGGAGUUCAUCAACACAAAUGUUGAAACAAUUCAGCGUCUUCUUGUAGAUUCGCAGGCAGUCACGUCAGCUGGUGCUAAGCGGCCGCGUCUCAAGUGCAUCCGCCACGUUGCUGGAAAGGUGACGACGGGCGGAGAGCAGUUCCUAACAGCCCUGCUGCCCGAGGUCAUUCUGUCCACUAAGGAGGUUAACGAAAAGACCAGGUUGCUCGGUCACAGCGUUCUCAACGAAAUGGCUAAAGCGGUGCAGCGCGUCACGAAUAAAUCGCUAGAAGACAGCACGGAAGACUUUCUGGUCAUGAUGAGCGGAGGCCUGGCAGGUUCGCCGCACAUGACGAGUGCUACGGUCAAUGCCAUUUCCAAGCUGGUCGUGCAGUUUCGCCACCACGUUGAAAGUGGCCUUUUGGAGCGGCUACUUGAUUUGUUGCCAACACUGCUGAUGAGUCGCCAUCGUGAAGUAGUCAAGUCCACUCUUAUCCUGGUCAAGGUGUUGAUUGGUGUUGUGGAGCGGGACCAGCUCAGGGAACAUCUUCAGACACUGAUCACAACGCUGCUGGGUUGGAGCUCGGAGAGCCAGAGCCACUUCCGCAUGAAGGCGAAGAUCGUCUUCGAGCGGCUGACACGCAAGUUUGGCUAUCCUGACGUGGCCAGGUACGUUCCAGCUAAGCACGCCAAGCUCAUUACCAACAUCCGCAAGACUGCAGAGCGUGCAAAGCGGAAGAAGGCAGAGAAGCGGGAUGCAGCUACUGAGGGUGCUUCCUCGAAAAAGAAGUCGAAGAAGGACGAGGAUGACAGCGAUGAUGGCCUGUUCAGUAGUGAUGAUGAAGGUGACCAAACCAUGGAUAUGGAUAUAUCUGAUCGCAACAGUGGAGCAUCCACUCGCCGGAAAGCUUGGAUUCAUGAAGGUGGCGAUGAUGACCCACUGGACUUGCUUGACCCGUCAUCCAGUCGAAAGGUUCUGGCAACAAAGCCACACGUCCCACGCCGUCAAGAGAAAGCAGGACUGCCAUUCGAGGUUCAAGACGGAAAGAUGGUGAUUGAUGAUGACGAUGAUGGUGGCCAGCCUGCUAUGGAUGGUGAAGGAGCAGACAGUCUUGAGACGAGCCCAUGGGGUGCAGCAAAGGGAACGAAGCGUCGUCGCAACAAGGAUGAAGAUAUGGAUGAGGAUGAUGAAGAUGAUGCCGUCCGAGGGGGUGGCAGCGGUAUUCACCGACGUAUGCCUGCCAAGCGUGGCAAAGACUCUGCCCCUGGUACUAGCUCUGGUAAAGAGUAUAGAGCUAAGAAGGCUGGCGGUGACAUAAAGAAGAAGGACAAGCAUGACCCGUAUGCCUAUCUGCCACUUAGCUUCAACAUGCUGAAUAGACGGAAACGAGCCAAGGCAGCUGGAGUGUACAAAGGCUUGGCAAAGGCGGCUGGAAAAGGCGGUGCAACUGGUGUAAAAUCGAGAGCCAAGGCGAGAAGGUGAUAGAUAAUUGUGUCUGCAGCACGUAGGAUGUACAGUAGUAACCUUUCUUACUAGUUUCACGCUAUCGUUUUCUCUCAUGCAAACAUUGUACAUAAUAUAAACGCUGAACUAACUUGUACAUACUGAAGUAGAGUUUUCUUUCUUCCUUUAAUACUCUCUUGGCAGACAACUUACUUGUCUUUUCUAGAGACUAUGACCAUGGCAGCGUGUGGCUGUUUUCAAUCGCCAGGUCGUUUGCUGUGUCCCUUGGUUAACAUGAAAGACUUAUGUUGGCCACGAUGCAGGAAUUAUUCCGCCAUGUGUGGGAAAGUUAUGCAAAUCUUCUCAAAGGUGGUGCAAUUUUUUAACUCAUGAUGAUCAGAUAAAAGACUUGCGCACUCCAUAGCGCAUGAUUUAUUCCGCUGUGGGCAGGAAAGUUGAACAAGCCUUCUGUAAUGUGA
Sycon ciliatum is the source of this 4582-nucleotide messenger RNA. Its product is annotated as RRP12-like protein. The record is from RefSeq and is a predicted model, not a curated record. NCBI's taxonomy places the organism in Eukaryota, Metazoa, Porifera, Calcarea, Leucosolenida, Sycettidae. The coding region runs from base 285 to 4142 and encodes 1285 amino acids. The transcript is spliced from 40 exons.